UUAAAUGCCUCACUCCGCGCUGUCCCUCUAGUAGCCGCGAAGUCUUGUGACUGCUGGAGGCACUCUCACCGUAGCAGGCGGCGUGUUGACUGAUCUCACCAACAGGGGCUUCUGUGUAAGCUGAGGCUAAGCAAACACAGAUGGAUCUCCGCGCACAUUCACAAAAAUGCUGGCAAUGCGGCACGGAUUUCAGAUGACAGUCUGAGCACAUGCGAGCCACACACACGCCUUCGCGCCCUGCUUGUUUCUUAGGCAAUAGAACUUCUCAGUGCAAGCUCGGAUACCUGGCUUGAAAGAAGCUGCAAUUCGGGAGGCAGGAAUCAGACGCGACUUUCCCGAUUCACUACAAGCGCGCAUCACUAAAACAUGAGGAAUCCGCAAACUGCCCUGGAGGGAGGCUGGAAAAACUUUUGCGAGACCGAGAUCGGCAGCAUUAAGAGACUGAAAAGGAAAAGCAAAGAUGCGCUGCGGUCACCCAACGGCGUCAAGACUUUCAAGGAGGACGCCGACUUCCAGGCGCGCUUGUUGAGCGUCGUGACAGAGAGGACCGCUCGGACUUUGAAUGACGAUGGGACGUUGGACACAAUCGCUGCUCCCGAUUCCACAAUGGACAUCAGGAGACGCACUCUUCACGUAAGGAGCGCUACGUUGCAGUCAGUGUCCACAUCGCUAACGUCCCCGUCAGCGCCAGCUGACAAGCCAGGCAGAUCGGCGCAAGUCGUAUGUUUCGGGGAGCAACAGCAGUCUGUUAUAUCGGAGUCGAACUUGCGUUCCCGCAUUGGACUCUGCUCACGCCCGCCAGAAGAUGCGUUCAUGUCUCCACCGCAGGCAUCCUACAUCAGCAGCGGCAGCAGCAGCUUAGGGGACUCUGCCGCAUCGCCGCGGAAAAGACUCGGGGAAAAUGUGGGCGAGAUCAAAGCAGUCCAGCAGACUAGAAGGCUGCUGGCUAACGCUCGUGAGAGGACCAGGGUGCACACGAUCAGUGCAGCUUUCGAGGCGCUAAGGAAACAGGUACCUUGUUAUUCAUAUGGGCAGAAACUGUCUAAACUGGCCAUCCUGAGGAUAGCAUGUAACUACAUUUUGUCCUUGGCUCAACUUGCUGACCUGGAUUACACAUCUGACCACAGCAAUUUAAGCUUUUCUGAAUGUGUGGAUCAGUGCACUAGAACUCUCCAAGCUGAAGGCAGGUCAAAGAAAAGAAAGGAAUAGCAAGAAAGAAGACAUGGCAUUAUGGGACUUCAGUUUAUCAGGCUUGGCAAGGACUUGUUGGAAAUGUUCACAGGCCAUCACUAUGCACAGAGCGUCUUGUCAUUCAAAGGACUGUUUAUGAUCAAGGGGCUUACUCGUUCAAAAAAUGAGUUUUCAUUUUUAUUUUUGGUUUGUUUAUAUUAACAGUAAUUUGUGCAAUUUUUGUGGCACUUUUUUCUGGGAUUAGAUAGAAAUUAGUUUAAUUUUCUUUAAGGAAAAGACCUGAUCAUCUGUUAAAUAUUUUAAAAUACAGAUUUUUUUUCUGUAUAGACUUUUCAGUGAAGAGUAAAAACUAGUUUACAUCACGUGAAAGUGUUUUAUUGUGUAUAAUCCUAAUUAUUAUUAUCAUUGACAAGGUAAAUAUAUAUAUAUAUAUUUAGACACAAUUUGUGCUGCCUUUUUUGCUUAUUUUACUACACCGCAUUAUACAAGCAUGCUUUCCAAUAAUAUACAACUUAAAGUAAUAGCAAAAUAGAGAAAACUGGUGAUGGCAAGCAAUACAUUUGUAUUUUACAUCUCACAGCUCAAAUUUUGCUCAAUCUGAACGUCUAAGGUGACAUUUCCACUGAAUUUAGAGGGAGAGACAUAAGCAAACGUGCUCACAAGUGCAUACUUAGGAUCUCAAUGUAGACAAAAGACGGGAGGACGUGGAGGACAAACUGGAGGCUGAUUAACUGAACUAUCCAAGGUCACACAGUUGGCCGUGAGAUCCGUCAUUUGCAUUUUGAGUGAAUGUCACAGGAACGUCAGCUAUCACCCCCAAUCCGCAGAACACAUGUGGUCAUCACGUUGUAAUUUCAUGAGUGUGGCAGCCAGCUUCUCAUUCAGCACAUCUAAACAGACAACAGAGUACUAGAAGGUGUGCAGAAGUGAGAAAACAAAUGCAUUCCUGAACUCAAUGGAAUGUCCUUCUCGGACACAGUAAGAGAACUGAACCUCUUAAGUUUUAAACAAAGAAAGAAAUUGUAUAUUUGGACCUUCCAAAUUCAAAAAGCUUAGGAGCAUGCACUGAUACAGCGCGUCGGCGCACCCACCACAUGACAAAUCAAAAUUCAGAAAACUAUUUGUAAAUUUGAUUCAACAGAAACCUUUUAGCUAAGCAGUGAAUCAUAUACUUAAGGGCAACAUUGAAAAUUGAGGGAAAGUGCUUUCUGUCACCAGCGAGUAUGCUAAAAAAAAAAAAA
Polypterus senegalus (gray bichir) is the source of this 2432-nucleotide messenger RNA. It is a transcript of the gene atoh8, whose product is annotated as atonal bHLH transcription factor 8. The record is from RefSeq and is a predicted model, not a curated record. The transcript is spliced from 3 exons. Bases 367 to 1209 code for a protein of 280 amino acids. Lineage: Eukaryota; Metazoa; Chordata; Cladistia; Polypteriformes; Polypteridae. Gene Ontology annotation, molecular function: protein dimerization activity; DNA-binding transcription factor activity.